Messenger RNA from Penicillium riverlandense, 876 nucleotides. RefSeq names its product class I SAM-dependent methyltransferase. Bases 1 to 876 code for a protein of 291 amino acids. The transcript has 3 exons. Lineage: Eukaryota; Fungi; Ascomycota; Eurotiomycetes; Eurotiales; Aspergillaceae. The record is from RefSeq and is a predicted model, not a curated record.
AUGUCAUCUCCCCAGCAAACCCCAGCGUACUCUGAGCCUGGAUAUGCUAAAUCCGGCCGGAAUAAAGGAGAAUACCCGUGGUAUCUUCAGAGUAUUGAUAAGCAUCUACUUCCGGAGACGCGGCAGUUACUUGAGACCUACAGUAAAGUGCCUCGGGACCAGCAAUCGCAACAUGUGCACGAGAUCCGCGAUCAAGCAUGGGCCAUUCGCUCCUACCCGUGCACCGGCUUGGGCGUCUGGCUAGUCCCCUUUAUCUCCCGCUCCCCGGCCUAUCCCACUAUUCUGCAACGCUUGCGCUCCAGCGCCACGUUUAUGGACGUUGGUUGUUUCCUUGGUGGCGACAUGCGUCGCCUCGUGUUUGAUGGUGCACCGUCGGCGAACCUGUACGGCGUCGACAUUGUUAGCCACUGGGACGUAGGCUACGCGCUGUAUCGCGAUCGGGUUCGUUUCGACGCUCACUUUAUCCAAGCCGAUAUUCUGUCGUCAGAGAAGAAUCCGGCACUACAGGCGCUAAAGGGCCGUGUCGAUAUCAUUUCUAUCUCAGCCGUGAUGCAUCAGUGGGGCUGGAAGGACCAGCUUGAAGCUGCGAAGAAGUUGGUGGCCUUCACGAGAUCAGGCGCUCUGGUGGUGGGGUACCAGAUUGGCAAUGUCGAGGCAAAGGAAGUCAUCAAUCCAACACUUAAGGUUCUUCAGUGGCGUCAUAAUCCGGUAUCCUUCGCGAAGAUGUGGAACCAGGUCGGUGCCGAGACGGGCUCGAUGUGGGAGGCACAGGCCUGGUUACGCAGCUGGGAGGAUAUGGGGUGGGAUCCUGCGGAUCAGGCAUGGUUAGAGCCGGGAGACGCGGUCAUCGAUUUCGUUGUUACUAGAAUACAUUAA